AUGGAGACCUAUGUGAAAAAAUUCAGAAUGCUGGCAAAGUUGGCAAUAUGCAUCAGGGGCGUCCCGAGGCCAGGUGUCACCUGGUCUCCAGACCAGGUGGAGCUGAAGAACACAGGAAAUUCCUAUGCACCUUUGGCUCCAUCUAGUGACAGGAAUGCCAUGCAAAGGGCGUUCGCCCAGCUAUAUGUUGGACGAAAGCUUUAUACAUCAACCUCUGAAGGCUGUAACACACUGCAUGCGAAGCAGCGCGGAGCGGUGUCGCGCUGCCUUCGCAUGCAGUGUGUCAUCUUUCUUCUGGGUAAUAUACCCACACUGAUGAAAGCUAUGAAGGAAGACAGCCUAGUGCAUGAGCUUUUUCUUCGGUGGUCACAGACCAACGGCCCAGUUUUUCGUGUCUAUGCUUUACAUAGGGUUAUGAUAUUAGUGACCAGUCCCAACGCUGUUAAGGAAAUCCUGAUGUCUCCCAAAUCCACAAAGGACUUGGUCUACAAGAAAGCAUUCUAUCUUUUUGGUGAAAGGUUUUUGGGGGCCGGCCUGGUGACAGAUCGUGAUUAUGAACAUUGGCACAAACAGAGAAGGGUGAUGGAUCCCGCCUUUAGCAGGACGUAUCUGACGGGAAUGAUGGGGACAUUCAAUGAAAAAGCAGAAGAGCUGAUGGAGCAAUUGGCAGGGAAAGCAGAUGGGAAAGCAGAAUUUGCAAUGCAUGAAAUGAUGAAUAAAGUGACUCUGGAUGUCAUUGCGAAGGUCGCUUUUGGAAUGGAUCUGAACUCUCUGCAUGAUGAUCAGACCCCGUUCCCUCAAGCCAUUUCCACGGUCAUGAGAGGUUUGGCCGAAACCCGAAACCCUCUCGCAGAGUACAGCCCAGGAAAACGAGGCUUUAUCAGGUCCGUCCGGGACAGCGUUCGGCUCCUCCGCCAGACCGGCAAGGAGUGCAUUGAGAAGAGACAGAAGGCCAUGCAGGAUGGAGAGGAGAUACCGAUGGACAUUUUAUCACAGAUCCUCAAAGGCGCAUCUUUUGAGAAAACAUGUGAUAUGGAAAUUUUAUUGGAUAAUUUUGUCACCUUCUUCAUCGCUGGACAGGAGACAACAGCCAACCAGUUAUCAUUCGCAGUGAUGGAACUGGCACGACAUCCAGAGAUAUUAGAGAGAGUUCAGGCCGAGGUGGACGACGUGAUCGGAUCCAAAAUAGACAUUGGAUAUGAAGACCUGAGCAAACUGGAUUACCUGUCCCAGGUCCUGAAAGAGACUUUGCGUUUAUACCCCUCAGCACCGGGCACCUCCCGCUUACUGGAACAGGAGAUGGUCAUUGAAGGACAUCGCGUUCCUCCUAAUGUCACUUUAGUGUUCAACUUUUAUUCCUUUGGGAGGAUGGAGCAAUUUUUUAAUGAUCCACUGAAAUUCGACCCAGAGAGAUUUGGUCCUGAUGCCAAGAGGCCAUACUUCACAUACCUCCCAUUUUCUCUGGGGCCGCGUUCAUGCAUUGGGCAAGCUUUGUCUCAGAUGGAAGCCAAGGUGGUCAUGGCAAAACUACUCCAGAGGUUUGAAUUCAAGUUGGCGGAGAGUCAAAGCUUUGACAUAAUAGACAUCGGCACGCUUCGUCCCAAAGAUGGCGUCAUCUGCAGGCUCAGGCCUCGAGCAAAUAAAUAA
Molecule: messenger RNA, 1647 nt
Organism: Nanorana parkeri
Lineage: Eukaryota; Metazoa; Chordata; Amphibia; Anura; Dicroglossidae
Product: cholesterol 24-hydroxylase-like
Exons: 16
Coding region: 1-1647 (548 amino acids)
Biological process (GO): cholesterol catabolic process
Molecular function (GO): heme binding; cholesterol 24-hydroxylase activity; iron ion binding
Source: RefSeq, a predicted model, not a curated record